Messenger RNA from Entrophospora sp. SA101, 2097 nucleotides. Lineage: Eukaryota; Fungi; Glomeromycota; Glomeromycetes; Entrophosporales; Entrophosporaceae. The record is from the annotation of a GenBank genome assembly.
AUGAUCGAUAAAGAUGAUGACGAAGAUGAUUUUAUAUCUGAAGACGAUAACAAAAAAAAGACUGUUAAAAAGAUAAAAAAAGAUAAUAAUGACAAAAAUGACGCGAAAAAAAACUUAAAAUCUGGAAAACCUGAACAAAAGAAACUCACAUUUUUUAAAGGAUUCUUAAAUAGACCUAGUCCUUCUGCGCUUGGAUCGAAAGAAUUACCCAAAGGGGAAAAAAAUUGUCUUCAAGAUAAAACGUUUGCCUUUACUGGGGAAUUAACAUCGAUUACUAAGGAAAAAGCACAAGAUCUUGUGAAACAACAUGGAGGAAGAGUUACAACUUCAAUGAAUAAUACAACUAGUUUUGUCGUCCUUGGAGAUGAUCCUGGACCAAAGAAAUUGAAUAAGAUUGAAGAACUCAACAUCCCAACAUUGGAUGAAGAUGGACUUUUCAACCUAAUCAAGGAAUCACGUGGAAAUAGUGAACCAAGAUAUGCUGAAAGUCCUACUAACAUCACUACUACUAGUAAUAUCAUUAAUGGUAGUAGUAAUAGAAAAGGCAAAGCAAUUGCAAGUUUUGUUCGAGAGCCCAUCAGACAAUCAGCUCCACCUGAAAUAAUUGAUCCAAAACACCUAAUAUGGGUAGACAGGUAUCGGCCUAAUUCGCUUAAAGAAUUAUGUGGAAAUAAAACUUCUAUAGGAGCUUUGAAAACGUGGUUGCAUGACUGGGAAACAAACUUCAAAACAGGCUUUAAAUGUAAAGCUAAUGGUAAAUAUCCUGCUGUGUUAAUAUCUGGUCCACCAGGAAUCGGAAAGACAACUGCCGCUCAUCUUGUUGGUAAAGAUGAAGGCUAUGAUAUUAAAGAAUUCAAUGCUAGUGACGUUCGUAAUAAAAAGACUCUGGACUUGGCUAUCAAGAUUGCCACCGGCAACAUGUCUAUUACCAGUUUUUAUAAUUCAAAUGCUACAAAUGUUGCUGCCGUAACUGCUAGCUCGUUAUCAAAAGAUAAAGAGAAAUCUGAACCAUCACAUACUGAUCGAACAUUAAUAAUCAUGGAUGAAGUUGAUGGAAUGUCAACUGGUGAUAGGGGUGGCACUCAAGAGUUAAUUCAAAUAAUCAAAAAAUCAAAAGUACCAAUAAUCUGUAUUUGUAAUGAUAAUAAAUCACAAAAAAUGAAAUCUUUUACUAAUUUAUGCCAGGAAAUUAAAUUUCAAAGAGAGAACUUGAAAAUAAGUGGUAAUGUAGUUGAUGCAAUUAUCAAAGGAACAAACACCGAUAUACGUCAAGUCAUGAAUUUAUUAUCAUGUUGGAAGCUUUCAGAAAAUAGUAUCGAUUUUGAUCAAGGAAAACAAUUAAUAAAGAACUCGGAAAAGGAUAUAGUCUUGAAUGUUUGGGAUGCAUCAGCAAAAUUAUUUAAUCCGAUCACCUGGUUGCCUAACAACAAUAUCUCAUUAAACGAGAAGCUGGGUCUUUAUUUCCACGAUCCGGAUUUGGCCCCCUUGAUGAUACAGGAAAAUUAUAUUACCAAGCCUUGCGAAGUUGCUAGUAAAGAAUUCGUUUAUAAAAAUAUGAAUAGAAAUGUUGACCCAAAACUUAUCAAAGAACUUGCAGUGAUAGGUUGUUUAAGCAAGGCCGCUGACUUCAUAUCUAAAGGAGAUUUAAUUAGUGGAAUGAUACACGGAUCUCAACAACAAUGGUCUUUAAUGCCUUUUCAUGGUAUGGUAUCGACUGUAAUACCUAGUUAUUAUUCUUGUGGUAGAGGCCAAUAUCAUUUCCCUAGUUGGUUGGGACAAAAUAGCAAAGCAAUGAGAAAUAAAAGAGCAUUGAGUAAAAUUCAAAGCAAGUUAAGAUUAAAAUGUAACGCUAAUAAAGAUGAGAUUUUAAUGGACUAUAUUCCUGCCUUGCUUACAAAACUAUACCAUCCGUUAAUUGAUGAAUAUGGUUUAACAAAAGAAGAUUGGGAAACCAUUAUUGAAUUGGGUAUGGGAAGCAAAUUUGAAGCCGCAAUGAAAAAAAUUAAUUCGAAAACUAAAACCAAUCUUACAAAAAGGUACAAUGUUACUCAUCAACCUAUGAUUUCUGUAAAAAAAGGAAAACAUGUUGAUUUUUAA